Salvelinus namaycush (lake trout) is the source of this 2333-nucleotide messenger RNA. Its product is annotated as synaptophysin-like protein 2. Bases 196 to 942 code for a protein of 248 amino acids. Gene Ontology annotation, cellular component: synaptic vesicle membrane; synaptic vesicle. The record is from RefSeq and is a predicted model, not a curated record. NCBI's taxonomy places the organism in Eukaryota, Metazoa, Chordata, Actinopteri, Salmoniformes, Salmonidae. The transcript is spliced from 6 exons.
UGGGUGAACGUGUCACUUUAAGAACGUCGGUGAACACGUGUGCAGCGCUCUUCACUUGGAGAAAAAUAAAGUUUGACAUAAGUUUCUGAAAUUACCAAGGAAGUCAUCCAAUUUUUUUCCUCCCCCCUACCAACAAUCGUCUAAAGAGAAAGUACUGCAAACUAUCCGAGAAAAUUGACUUGCGACAGUGGUAUAAUGGACGGGAUAUCCCAGAACAUUCAGACUCCAGGAUUUACAAUGGACUUGGGACCCUUGAAAGAGCCCCUGGCAUUUAUUAGAGUGCUCGAAUGGAUCUUCUCCAUAUUUGCCUUCGCUACGACGUCGGGUUAUGCCGGCGCUACGAGCAUCAAUGUGCAGUGCCAGGGCAGCAGCACCAGCCAAGAAAUCACUGCUGUCUUUCACUACCCGUUCAGGCUGAUGGUCCAUCCAUACAGCGUCCCCUCCUGUAUGAACGACUCCAGUACUAUCCAGCUCUAUCUGACCGGCGACUACUCCUCCUCAGCUGAGUUCUACGUCUGUAUCGGGGUGUUUGCCUUCCUCUACAGCAUCGCCAGCCUGGUGAUCUACCUGGGCUACCAGCACGUCUACAGGCAGACCAGCCGUGGCCCCAUUGUGGACCUGCUGGUGACAGCAGCCUUUACCUUCCUGUGGCUGGUGUCCUCCUCUGCCUGGGGUCAAGGCCUGACUGACGUCAAGUGGGCUACCAGCCCCUCUAACCUGGUAGGCUUAAUCUCCACCUGCGAGGACGUCGGCAACAAGUGCACACCAGGAGCAGUGCCUCAUAUGGGACGACUCAACUCCUCUGUGAUCUUUGGAUUCCUCAACCUGAUAUUGUGGGGUGGUAACUGCUGGUUUAUCUUUAAGGAGACGCCCUUCCACAAGUCAGCCAACCACCUUGGUGACGCCGAGGAGGGUUUAGGUGUCAGGCCCAUUACUUCCUAACUGGGCAGCAAGUUCCCUGCUGUCAACGGCUACGUUCCAGUUUGCAUGCAAAGCAGUUGCACUGCAGAAAUUAACCAAUCUUGGGGGGUGAAUACUAACUUUGACUCACAUUUGCUCUUAGUCAUGCAUCGAUGCCAAUGGUAGACAAUCUUGACUUUGUGGAAGUGAAGAUUUGCCCCAAUGUGAUUUCUGACUUGUUAAACACUUGUGUGUGUUUUGAGGUGUGUUUUGAGGUGUGUUUUGAGAUUUGGUGUGUGUGCUUUUUGCAGCCGAUCUGGAACGGGCCCGAAAUUCCCUCCAACCAAGUAGUUCCUACAUUAUACCGUUUCCAAUGCCUUGUUAAGUUGUCAUUCGGUGCAAAUGCUGCUGAGAAAUGUCCUCUAGUAGCUUAUUAAGUUGCAAACAGUUUAUUUUCAUGCAUUGACAGCUCCACAUUUAUUAUUAAAAAGUGUUCAAAGCGGUCCAUUUUUCAAGUUAUCUAAAAUAGGUACAAAAGUGAACCCAGCAAAUACGGAAGGGGGAACGCCAUGAACGCCAUAAAUUUAGGUCAGAACUAGUUUAGUUUCAUGCGGAUAACUGUUAAACUAAACAGUAUAUCCAACGCAAUGCAACGAUCAAAUGCAUCUCUCAGUUUAUUCAAAGAGUCAAGACGUGUGGAUUUCUUUUGUUGAUCAAAAACCAUUAUUUUUAUUUUAUUUAUUUUUUUACACUGUUACUUUGAGAUAGUUUAGUGUUUUUGUUGUAUAAAAUAAACCGUGCUUAUAUCAAUGUUACAACAAGAAUAACAAGCUGUUAUUCUCUCGCACUGCGUGUUAUUUGCCGAUUUAUAAUAAAUAUUCACUCCGUUUUGAAAUGGUUUGACAUUUCAAGUGAUGCCAAAAGCCAGGGAUCAUCAACUAAUGUUGAUUCAGCUGCAGGCCAAUUUUAUUUUAUUUAACUUUUUCUUUGUGGAUGGUCGGUGGGGCAAGAGAACAUUAAUUAAAAAUAAUUUAUAGAAUGCAAGAAAUCCAAACAGAUGUAUUUGACUGAAACAUAAUUACGAACCUUGCUUACAUUUGAAUACGAUCACAUAUCUCUCUGAUGCGUGGGACUACUUUGAAAAGAUGUUCAAAAUCACUUGUUGCUGUCUUCUGGUGUUUUUUUUUUUUUUAAGAGUCUUUUAUGUCCAACAAUUUAGAACAAUUGCUCAGUAAGCUAUGCGGGCCAAAUAACAUCAUUCUGGCCCGCAGGCCACCAGUUGGGGAACCCUGCCAUAAAGCAAUCCUACAGUACUUAUUGUCAUUUCUUUUGAAAUGUGCCUUUUUUUCCCUGUUGUGCAGCAUGGUUUGUCAUAUUGUUUUGACAAUGUUGUAAGAAAAUAAAGCCAUCAAAACUCCUGUUUUUCACGCCGA